AUGGCGGAGCAUAUCGUCUCCUGGCUUUUGGCCAAGGGCGCCAGCAUCCUGUCCGAUGACCAAGAGGAAAACUCGGACAUCUUGCUGAAAGCGAUCAAAGAUGGCGACUUAAACAUUGUUAAUCUAACCCUCGGAGGUGUCUCGGACAUGAAUAAAAUGAAAUUCGAGGGCGAGUCUCUUCUUAGCAUCGCGGCUUAUAGCGGACAAGCUGCCGUGGCAAAGGUCCUUGUCAGUAAAGGGGCCGAUAUUGAGGGGAUGGACGAGGAUGGGCUGACACCGUUGCAUGUAGCUUCGAGAGAAGGACAUCUAGAGGUAGUUCGGUUUCUCGUCUCGAAAGGAGGAGAUGUCAAUCGACAAACUUACGAUGGGAUGACUCCACUUGCAAUGGCAGCAAAACGAGGACACCUAGAUGUCCUAAAGUUCAUUGUCGGCCAAGAUGUCGAGAUUGACAAGGCCGACAAGGAUGGAAGAUCCCCCCUUCUCUGGGCUAGUGCUCGAGGACAUCUAUCUACAGUCAAUUAUCUCCUUCGCGAGCUGACGUCAACAGGCCAGAUCAAGAUGGGACCACGCCUCUUCAUGUUGCUUGCUACAACGGUCGUAUACAAAUGUUGA
Molecule: messenger RNA, 612 nt
Organism: Lytechinus variegatus (green sea urchin)
Lineage: Eukaryota; Metazoa; Echinodermata; Echinoidea; Temnopleuroida; Toxopneustidae
Product: myotrophin-like
Exons: 2
Coding region: 1-612 (203 amino acids)
Cellular component (GO): nucleus; cytoplasm
Molecular function (GO): protein binding
Source: RefSeq, a predicted model, not a curated record